UCCUAGCGGGGCAGUAGCUGAGUCAGCCUUGUGCCAGACACUUGAGCAAGAUCUCCAGAUUGAGUGCUGGUCCUGCCGUUCGGAGUUCCGUGAGACAGAGUCACUUCCCCACUGUAGUCUCAGUUACCUCAUCUGCCACGACCAGACUCCUGAACUCUGUGGCACAGGAACUGCCCAGUGGCAGGGGUCGCCUCAGCCCGGUGGCAGGGGCUGCUUCAGGAGUCUGGCUUACUCCGGUGCACAGCAGCUCUCUGAGGCAGGGUGAGCGUUCCAGGAAAGGCAAACAGAGAGCCUGUGUUCGGUACUGGUGCCUCCUGGAGGUACAGGCUGGCUUUCAACCUGACUCAGCCUUCCCGGUGAUCACACGAGUGUGCCAAGUGCUGUGCCUUCGCAGGCUUCCUCGUCUAGACAUGAAGGGCCAUGCAGAAGGAACCCUGAGACCCCAAAGAUAUAAACUGUGACUGAAAGACCAAUGGCUGUGGACGCAGGAAUGCAGGCUGAAGACAGCCGCACUUCCCUCAGCGAGCUCUGGCUGUGCGCACUGUCCUCGGGAGUCAACUAGGAGUCCCCAGAGCUCUCUACCCUGGACCCAAGCUGCCGCGAAGACACAGAGGAAACCUGGUACUGAGGACACAGUACCAAACCUGGUACUUCUUCAUAAAAGGUCUUCCAGCUGCAUGAGACAGAAGGUUUGUGCAGACCUUUACGGGGUGAUGAGACUAAGAGACGACCAAGUUAAGGCCUAAGUUCACACCAGUAGACCAGCGCACAGGCCCACUGAGUGGCCGGUGCGUGUGCCACUGACGUGGCAUGCGCUGCUUUCCCAGAUCCUCGGAGCCCAGGAAAAGCAGUCACCGCGCGGUUAUGGAGCGCGACAAUGGCACCAUCCAGGCUCCGGGCCUGCUGCCCACCACGUGCGUCUACCGCGAGGACUUCAAGCGCCUGCUGCUCCCCCCGGCGUACUGCGUGGUGCUGGCGGUCGGCCUGCCGCUCAACGUGUGCGUCAUCUCCCAGCUCUGCGCCUCGCGCCGGGCCCUGACCCGCUCGGCCGUCUACACCCUGAACCUGGCCCUGGCGGACCUGCUCUACGCCUGCUCGCUGCCCCUGCUGGUCUAUAACUACGCCAGAGGGGACCACUGGCCCUUCGGGGACCUCGCCUGCCGCCUGGUGCGCUUCCUCUUCUAUGCCAACCUGCACGGCAGCAUCCUGUUCCUCACCUGCAUUAGCUUCCAGCGCUACCUGGGCAUCUGCCACCCGCUGGCCCCCUGGCACAAGCGCGGGGGUCGCCGCGCUGCCUGGGUGGUGUGCGCGGCCGUGUGGCUGGCCGUGACGGCCCAGUGCCUGCCCACGGCGCUCUUCGCCGCCACGGGAAUCCAGCGCAACCGCACGGUCUGCUACGACCUGAGCCCGCCCGCCCUGUCGGCCCGCUACCUGCCCUACGGCAUGGCGCUCACGGUCAUCGGCUUCCUGCUGCCCUUCGCGGCGCUGCUGGCCUGCUACUGCCGCAUGGCGCGCCACCUGUGCCGCCGGGACGGCCCGGCAGGACCCGUGGCCCAGGAGCGGCGCAGCAAGGCGGCCCGUAUGGCUGUGGUGGUGGCCGCCGUCUUCGCCAUCAGCUUCCUGCCCUUCCACAUCACCAAGACGGCCUACUUGGCCGUGCGCUCCACGCCGGGCGUCUCCUGCCCCGUGCUGGAGACCUUCGCUGCGGCCUACAAAGGCACGCGGCCCUUCGCCAGCGCCAACAGCGUGCUGGACCCCAUCCUCUUCUACUUCACGCAGCAGAAGUUCCGGCGGCAGCCCCACGAGCUCCUGCGGAGGCUCACGGCCAAGUGGCAGCGGCGGAGAGCCUGAGGCCCCCGGGCGGCCCCGAGGCGCUAGCUGCGAUGUUUGCCAACCCGGCCACGGUGCCUGAAGCUUCCCCCAAUUCCAAGCCGUGCAGAGAGGCAAACCUCGGCUCAACAGGCCUGGGCCUCAGAGGUUCUACAUCAGCCACAGAGCGAAGAGCCCGACAUUUCAGGGACUGGUCAGUUCGUGCGUGUUAUCCCAGAACUCAGGGUGUUGUGACUGGAGGACAACAAGUUGCAGGCCAGCCUGGUCUACACGGCGACAUCCUGUCUCAGACAAUCGAGGGUUGGGACUAGAGCUCCGUAGCACAUGCCUGGAGUAUGCUAGGCCCUGGGUUCAAUCCCCAGCACCGAAAAGUCCAACAAAGGUCUCCUCCCUGACCUCUGUUGUGUUUACAAGGUGGAGGGGGCCGCUGGUGCACUCAUGACCGUGAGGGCACGGCCCCUUCUGGACAGCAACAAGCUGGGGAAGCUCACGUUCCCACAUUCCCAUCCAUUUGCCAAGACUUUUUCAUAAGGAAGAGAAAUACAUGUGUUUUUGCGGC
Meriones unguiculatus (Mongolian gerbil) is the source of this 2389-nucleotide messenger RNA. RefSeq names its product pyrimidinergic receptor P2Y6 (gene P2ry6). Gene Ontology annotation, biological process: G protein-coupled receptor signaling pathway; cellular response to pyrimidine ribonucleotide. Gene Ontology annotation, molecular function: G protein-coupled ADP receptor activity; G protein-coupled UDP receptor activity; G protein-coupled UTP receptor activity. Lineage: Eukaryota; Metazoa; Chordata; Mammalia; Rodentia; Muridae. Gene Ontology annotation, cellular component: plasma membrane. The record is from RefSeq and is a predicted model, not a curated record. Bases 811 to 1851 code for a protein of 346 amino acids. The transcript has 5 exons.